This is a messenger RNA of Engraulis encrasicolus (European anchovy), 2134 nucleotides long. RefSeq names its product ornithine decarboxylase antizyme 1b (gene oaz1b). Lineage: Eukaryota; Metazoa; Chordata; Actinopteri; Clupeiformes; Engraulidae. The record is from RefSeq and is a predicted model, not a curated record. Gene Ontology annotation, biological process: positive regulation of protein catabolic process. Gene Ontology annotation, cellular component: nucleus; cytoplasm. Gene Ontology annotation, molecular function: ornithine decarboxylase inhibitor activity.
GUAGCGGCCGUUCAGCGUUUCUCCGCUGAUGUUGAAACCAACGAAGUUAGUUCUGAACCGACCGUAGAGCAGAGAGCAGGCAGCCUUCGAUUCUCUCUCCAGGGCCGGAUGGUAAAAUCCAACCUCCAGCGGAUACUAAAUAGUCAUUGUUUUGCUCGCGAAAAAGAAGGAAAAACACAAUUAAACGCCACAAUGGAUGCUUUAAGUAACGUCAGUAAUCUUUCUGACUUGACUGGCAAGCUCUCUCUGCACUGUAGUAGUACCCCUGGUCCGGGGCCUCUGUGGUGUUCCGAUGCCCCUCACCCACCCCUGAAGAUCCCAGGUGGGCGAGGGAAUGGUCAACGGGAUCACAUUCCUGCAGCUCAAGUUUUAUAUUCAGACAGGAAGUUGACGGUGAGCCAGGAGGCGGGGGGAGGGGGGAAACCCACCAUCCUCCACUUCCAGAGCCGUCCCACUGUCUCACGGGUGAUCCACUGGCAGGCAGUGCUUAGUGGCGAGGGGCUGUACGUGGACAUCCCUCAAGGCGCACUGCUGGACGGCAGCAAGGAGAGUUUUGUUUCCCUUUUGGAGUUUGCUGAAGAACAUCUUAAAGUCGUCAGUGUGUUUGUCUGCUUUUACAAGAACAGAGAAGAUUGUGCUAAGUUGGUGCGCACGUUCAGCUUCCUGGGCUUUGAGAUUGUGAAACCAGGCCAUGCCCUCGUCCCACCCAGACCCGACGUUUUCUUCUUGGCCUACAACUUUGACAGGGAUUCCUCCUCCGAUGAAGAUUAGCUCAGUCCUACACCUCCCUAACCCCAGCCCCCCUCCCCCUCCCCCACACCCCUCCCAUGCCCCACUAUACUCAUACCCCCGCCAACCUGCCCCCCCCCCCCUUUUGUUUCUCACUCUGGUUCACAUUCUCCUCCGUUGUUUGUUACACUGAAGAAAAGUAGUUCUAGACAUGUAGUGUGACUGAUUCUGUUCUCUGUUCUCAUGUCCUCUAGCCCCCCUCCACCCCCUUCUGUCUCUAUUCCGUGUUGAAUGGUUUUGUGUGCUUAUUUAGAUUUCAUUGGUAUAACAGAGCAAAAGAGGGACGCUCUUAAAGGGACUUAUUGAGCCUAUUGCGAUUCUCAAAUAUCACAUAAAAAAAAAUGUUUUUUGUCAUUUUGUUGUGAAAAUACUCUUGAAUGUAAAAAAAGAGGUCAUUCAGUUUACAUUUGGGUACAUAAGUGAUAUCAUUUGAUUGGCUUACAAAGAGGAAACGCAAGUGUUUCCCGUUUUCAAUACAGGGUAAGACCUACAGGAUGCUAUAUGGUUGUUUUGGUCUCUCUCGACAGAAAGUUGUAAAAUCUAUGCUCGUGGUUUAGUAACUCGCCUGGAUAGGUCAGCUCAAAGUAAGUGGUAAAUCUUGUCAGAGCAGAGUGAUCAGUGUUUUAUCAGGAAAUUAAAACCCCCAUGUAAAAAACUCACGUGGGUAGGAGGUUUACCACUUUCAGUGAGUUAACAUACUCAAGCUUGGUGACUAAGCACCACUGUCUGGAAGUAACCCCCUGAGGAGUUUAAGUGGUACGUAUCUGCUGGAGUUAUUGCCCUGAGGAUCAGGAGAGUGCAAUGGUAAAUGUUGUCCAUGAAUCAUGACAUGACUGAAACCUGGGGAGUAUUCCAAGAACUGACUCAGUUGUAGUAAACCAGGUAAAGUUAACCUUGAGGUAGUGGUAAUUCAUCUGAUAGAAGGAGCCUGGAGUAAUCAUUUUCAUACGUGAAUGAUGCCUGCAGGCUUUCUAAUAGCAUGUUUAACACUUCCUGUGGGUUAACAAAGCCUGGUGUAUCAGUUAACUGCGUUCUUGAAAUACCCCCCCCUGAGUCUGUGUCCCCUUUAGAGUGAAUGAAGAGAUGAGAUGGGAUGCUAAUUAUGAGUGGAUUUGGUACAAAGCUUGAGAAAAAAAAACAUCCAAAGUGCUUUUGCCUCUAUUGUGUAUGUCAGAUUAUUUCCUCUGGCAGUAUUUCCAUGCUGAUUUUAUUGAUCUCUAGAAUUUCUUUACUUUUUUUUUCUUUCUUUCUUGAGUUUUCUUUUCGACUUAUGGUGUAUACCUGCAUAGUGGUACCUGAUGUGCUUCUGUAAUAAUAAUAAUAAUAAUAAAAACAAUUAGGGGAA